ACAUUUCUAAUAAAAAAAGCUUCAAGUCAACGACAAUCUUCCCAACGGAGAAAGGAAUUGACGUCCACUCGGUUCCACCUAACAGCUCGCAAAUGGCGAAGCUACAGCGAGGCGCCCUCCUCUCACUCGCCUUCCUCCUCGCCGCCGUCCUCCUCGCCCCUGCCUCCGCCGGUGGAGAGCCGAACGCGCUUCCCCUCGGCUGGAUCUCCUCUCUCUCCGGCUGCCGCGGCUCCAUCGCGGAGUGCCUCGCCGGCGACGAGUUCGACCUCGGAUCCCAGGCGAGCCGUCGCAUCCUCGCCACCUCUGGUUACAUCAGCUACGGCGCUCUCAGGCGCGACACCACCCCCUGCUCCCGCCGCGGUGCCUCCUACUACAACUGUCGCCCCGGCGCCGAGGCCAACCCCUACUCCCGCAGCUGCUCCACCAUCAGCCAGUGCCGGGGAUGAAGGGGAAAACCCUAGAUCUCUACUCCUCUCUGGGAAAGAGAGAUUCUCGUGGAGAAAAAAAAACUGACUAAUUUGGUAUGUAGUUGGUCGUCGUGUUCGAUUUUUAAAUAAUUCUCAUUCUUGCUGGUAUGAACUGAUGCUAUUGUUGAAUUGACGGUGUAAAAAACAUUUUUAUUC
Messenger RNA from Zingiber officinale, 623 nucleotides. Its product is annotated as rapid alkalinization factor-like. The record is from RefSeq and is a predicted model, not a curated record. Lineage: Eukaryota; Viridiplantae; Streptophyta; Magnoliopsida; Zingiberales; Zingiberaceae. Bases 93 to 446 code for a protein of 117 amino acids. The transcript has a single exon.